GUACGGAAGCCCGGGAGGAGGAGCGGUGGGCGGUGGCUCAGGUUUCUCCAGGCAGGGUUGGCGGCGGCGGGGACACUUCUGGCUCUGGCGCCAUGAACUCCCUGUAACACGCAGGCUGCGCGGCGCGGGGGGAGGGGGGAGGACGCAGCGGUGAAGUUCUCCGCCAUGAACCUGAGGAGCCUCUUCCAGGACUUCAACCCGAGUAAAUUCCUCAUCUAUGCCUGUCUGCUACUGUUCUCUGUGCUGCUGGCCCUUCGUUUGGAUGGCAUCAUUCAGUGGAGUUACUGGGCCGUUUUUGCUCCAAUAUGGCUUUGGAAGUUAAUGGUCAUUGUUGGAGCCUCAGUUGGAACUGGAGUCUGGGCACGAAAUCCUCAAUAUCGAGCAGAAGGAGAAACAUGUGUGGAGUUCAAAGCCAUGUUGAUUGCAGUAGGCAUCCACUUGCUCCUGUUGAUGUUUGAAGUUCUGGUCUGUGACAGAAUUGAGAGAGGAAGCCAUUUCUGGCUUCUGGUCUUCAUGCCACUCUUUUUUGUUUCCCCGGUGUCUGUUGCAGCUUGUGUAUGGGGCUUUCGACAUGACAGGUCAUUAGAGGAAGCAUCAAUGGAAUAGGCAGAGUUAAAGAUGGAGUGAAGAAUCUAUAACUGAUGGCUGGAUGUGACAAGAUCCUCAAGGAGCCGGAAAGGAAUGGGUGAGACGCAGGGGUGAGUCUCAGGUAUGGGAAGAAGGAAGUACAAGGAUGGUUACGAGUAGAGAUUGUUGUUAGGGGCAGGAAGGAAGCUUGGGGAGUCUACUGCAGAUUGCCUCUGUUCCCAGUGAGUCUGGAAACAAGAUCAUCACCCGUCAUCAUCUGUGCCCAGGCCUCAAGCUGCAGAAUGGGCAAGACAGCCACUGAGAGAGAUGAGGCAGGAGUCCAGGCCACCUGGGCCACAUUUCUCCUAGGCAUAGCACUGCUGUGCUCCUCUGGUGCCGAAAAUCAGGAGUUUCCUGUGCAACAUAAUACAAGUUUUACUGUAUUAUAAUUUUCAUUGCCUUUUAGUUUGUUAACCAAAUAACUACAGUAUUAAAUGCAACUUCUACUUUGUUUAACUGAUU
Messenger RNA from Microcebus murinus (gray mouse lemur), 1089 nucleotides. NCBI's taxonomy places the organism in Eukaryota, Metazoa, Chordata, Mammalia, Primates, Cheirogaleidae. The record is from RefSeq and is a predicted model, not a curated record.